AUGACGAGUUUUUCUGAUCUUUCAUUGGAUUUGAUAUGGGAGAUUUUCGCUAGGGUUCCGUUAACAUCUCUAAGCGUAGUGCGAUCUACCUGUAAAAACUGGAACGAUUUGACCAAAGAACAGAUUUUAGGGCAAAAAGUAGCAGCAAAGAGUCAGUUUCUGGAGUUGACGAUGAUAAACUCUACGGUUUCUUCCUUUAGAUUCGACUUCCAAGAAAUCCAGAACAAAGACGACCAAGACUUGUUUGAUCAUCUCUCCAUGAAGCAAAUAACUAGGCAAACCAGAUGGAUUCAACCCAGAAACGAAUUACGAAAUUGGGACGGGUAUGCUCUCGGAUACGACAAGAACAACCGUAACCACAAGAUCUUGAGGCUUUUUAAUGAUUACUACAACAAGAAGAACAUCCUCAUCGAUGUAUACGAUUUUAGCACUGAUUCAUGGAGAGAUGAGAAGCUAGCUGUGUCAUAUUACAAAUCUGAAGAUCCCUGGAUAGUAGAGAUUUUGAUUUCGAUUAAGGUUGAGCCCAAUGCGGUCUCGUGGAGCAGUUUUUUGACACUGGAUUUGGGUCUAAUCAAUGCUGUACCGGAUAAUUUUCUUACUACUAGCUUUAAACCUAUGUGCUUUUUCAUUGACGAGGAGACGAAAGUCGUUGUGCUUUUUUAUAAAGUCGGAUAUGACAGAGAGGCUGGGACCUUUCCCUACCGAAUGGCUUACAUUGCUGGAGGAGAUGGUUACUUCAAAUCUGUCAACACCGGAUUAGCUUUGAAUCCUUCGGUUGCUCAUGGCAAACUUGUGUGCUCUUCUUAUGUUCCAAGUUUAGACUGUUUAGUGCAAGUUUAA
Molecule: messenger RNA, 840 nt
Organism: Microthlaspi erraticum
Lineage: Eukaryota; Viridiplantae; Streptophyta; Magnoliopsida; Brassicales; Brassicaceae
Source: the annotation of a GenBank genome assembly